AUGACUUUCCGAGACCUCCUCAGCGUCAGUUUCGAGGGACCACGUCCGGACAGCAGCUCCGGGGGCUCCAGCGCGGGGGGCGGCGGGGGCGGCGCUGGCGGCGCGGCAGCCUCGGAGGGCCCGGCGGUAGGUGGCGUGCCGGGGUCCGCGGGCAGCGGCGGCGUGGUGGGCGCGGGCAGCGGCGAGGACAAUCAGAGCUCCACCGGGGAGCCGGGGAGCGCGGGUGCGGGCGGCGAGGUGAACGGCACGGCGGCCGUCGGGGGGCUGGUGGUGAGCGCGCAGGGCGUGGGCGUGGGCGUCUUCCUGGCAGCCUUCAUCCUCACCGCCGUGGCAGGCAACCUGCUUGUCAUCCUCUCGGUGGCCUGCAACCGCCACCUGCAGACGGUCACUAACUAUUUCAUCGUGAACCUGGCCGUGGCCGACCUGCUGCUGAGCGCCACGGUGCUGCCCUUCUCGGCCACCAUGGAGGUUCUGGGCUUCUGGGCCUUCGGCCGGGCCUUCUGCGACGUGUGGGCCGCUGUGGACGUGCUGUGCUGCACGGCCUCCAUCCUCAGCCUCUGCACCAUCUCCGUGGACCGGUACGUGGGCGUGCGCCACUCGCUCAAGUACCCCUCCAUCAUGACCGAGCGCAAGGCGGCCGCCAUCCUGGCGCUGCUCUGGGCCGUCGCCCUCGUGGUGUCCGUGGGGCCGCUGCUGGGCUGGAAGGAGCCGGUGCCCCCCGACGAGCGCUUCUGCGGCAUCACCGAGGAGGCGGGCUACGCCGUCUUCUCCUCGCUGUGCUCCUUCUACCUGCCCAUGGCGGUCAUCGUGGUCAUGUACUGCCGCGUGUACGUGGUCGCUCGCAGCACCACGCGCAGCCUCGAGGCGGGCGUCAAGCGUGAGCGGGGCAAGGCCUCGGAGGUGGUGCUGCGCAUCCACUGUCGCGGCGCGGCCACCGGCGCCGACGGGGCGCAAGGGGUGCGCAGCGCCAAGGGCCACACCUUCCGCAGCUCGCUGUCCGUGCGCCUGCUCAAGUUCUCCCGCGAGAAGAAGGCGGCCAAGACGCUGGCCAUCGUCGUGGGCGUCUUCGUGCUCUGCUGGUUCCCCUUCUUCUUCGUCCUGCCUCUCGGCUCCCUGUUCCCGCAGCUGAAGCCAUCGGAGGGCGUCUUCAAGGUUAUCUUCUGGCUCGGCUACUUCAACAGCUGCGUGAACCCGCUCAUUUACCCCUGCUCCAGCCGCGAGUUCAAGCGCGCCUUCCUCCGCCUCCUGCGCUGCCAGUGCCGUCGUCGCCGGCGCCGUCGCCCCCUCUGGCGCGUCUACGGCCACCACUGGCGGGCCUCCAGCGGCCCGCGCCUCGAUUGCGCCCCGAGCCCGGGCGCCGCGCCCCCCGGGGCCCCGCUGGCCCUCACCGAGCCCCCAGCCUCCGACUCCCCGGGCACGUCCGAGGCGCAGGCUCCGGUCGUCGGCCGUCGAAAGCCGCCCUCCGCCUUCCGCGAUUGGAGGCUGUUCGGGCCGUUCCGCAGACCCACCACCCAGCUGCGCGCCAAGGUCUCCAGCCUGUCGCACAAGAUCCGCGCCGGAGGCGCGCAACGCGCAGAGGCAGCGUGCGCCCUGCGCUCAGAGGUGGAGGCCGUGUCCCUAAGGGUGCCCCAUGAUGUGGCCGAGGGCGCCACCUGCCAGGACUACGACUUGGCGGACUACGGCAACCUUCGGGAGACUGAUAUUUAA
This is a messenger RNA of Cynocephalus volans (Philippine flying lemur), 1707 nucleotides long. It is a transcript of the gene ADRA1D, whose product is annotated as adrenoceptor alpha 1D. NCBI's taxonomy places the organism in Eukaryota, Metazoa, Chordata, Mammalia, Dermoptera, Cynocephalidae. The transcript is spliced from 2 exons. The coding region runs from base 1 to 1707 and encodes 568 amino acids. The record is from RefSeq and is a predicted model, not a curated record. Gene Ontology annotation, biological process: positive regulation of cytosolic calcium ion concentration; adenylate cyclase-activating adrenergic receptor signaling pathway; positive regulation of vasoconstriction. Gene Ontology annotation, cellular component: plasma membrane. Gene Ontology annotation, molecular function: alpha1-adrenergic receptor activity.